GUAGAAUCCAUCUAAUCCAAGCCAACCUAAGCGGGAGAAAAGAAGCUAACCAACAAACGAACCGAGACGGAGAUUCCAAAUAGUUUGGAAAUUAAAAUUCCAAAUUUUGUUUUCAAUUGCCGCGAAUAGUGAAUAUUGAGAAAAGUAUCAAUAAAAGUUCAAUGGAGCCAACAACUUCAAACCGAACAUUCGCGGCAGGCAGCCGUCAAGCGCCAGACCCGUACGACCAGUUUCUGGAACGUGAAGGAUUCUACCGGAAACAUACAGCUCGUGACUCCACUUGCCUGUUUCGGGUGGUCUCGGAGCAGGUUUUCGAUGUGCAGUUGUACCAUGACAAGGUCAGAGCUGAUUGUGUGCAAUUCAUGAGGAAAAGACGCGAUCUAUACGAAAAGAAAAUUAACGGAAAUUACGAUGAAUACCUGGACGAAAUGAGUAAGUUCAGGUCAUAUGGAUCUUUCGUCGAGCUGAAUGCAUUGGCGCAUGCUUAUCGACGUAAUGUGUUACUUUUCGAACCUUACAAUUGUGGUACCUGGUUCGUCAAUUGUGACUCCUAUGAAGACACGUUGAUGGUAUUCUUUUCACCGGAAAAGCAUUUUGAUUCGAUUUUCCCUACGACCUUUAUCGAGCAAGCAGCUUAUUGCCAAGCAUUGGUGUACGAAGUGCUCUAUGUUCGAGUAUUCAAGCUUCCAGAUGUUAUGUACUCCGUUGAACGCAUGUUACACGAUCCGAAUGGUAAGGCCAUGAAAAUCAUCGAAGGCACAGACAAAAAUGGAGAUGUGAUUGAAGAAAAAAUUUUUACCUACGAAGGAAGAGAAUUUAUUCUUGAUACUCCUGAGACCACAGAAUGUGUUUUGGACAACUAUCGGUUAUGCCACUUCCACAACAGAGAAAAUUUUGCGCACAUCGUUGAUGUAUAUCGAACCAAACGUUCGGAUAAAAUAGUCAAAGAGAUUCGAAACGUAAAUCUUAACGGUUCACGGGGUCCUAUUUCGCGAGAGCUUGUCCUUGUGAAUCCAAUGCUAUGCGAGAAGAAAAUUUCGUGCGUGCGUCAAUUGUUGAAGGAAGGCAUUACUCCUUUUCCUUACAAGGUGGCAAAAGCGUUGGAUCCUAACAUAUAUCGUAACAUCGAGUUUGAUUCGUGGAGUGACAUCCGCAGGGAACUAAAAUGUAGAAGCUGGUAUUUCAGUGGAAAUGGUUUGCAGGUUGGUGUGCGGUGCUUGGUAAAACUGAACAACCAUGAUGAACGGCUGUUACACGGAUAUAUACAAGAGAUGAAACCUAACAAUGGACCCUGUGUCGUCUAUCUAGAAGAACUGGCCGAAUGUCGGUCCGUUUCAUACGAACAAUUGCGACCGAUGGCUACAGAUCAUUCUAAGCCAUGGAGCUUUACAUACAAAUCGCGAAAAAAUUCGGAAGAUAAAGCUGUGAAGCGAAAAUUUCAGUCUAAAUUUAUGGAUGUUCCAAAAACAAAGCAGAUAGAUGAUGACUUAAAAGGCUAUAUGACUUGCUGCGGGACGGACAAGUCGUGUUGCUACAAUAUGAGCCAUUACAAUGGAAUGCAUGAUUUCCACAUCCCACCGAUUGAAAUGGUCGUCAUGCCAUUCACAAUAGAUGAUAACAGCAGCCAAAAAAGCCCCCAAAAUGCAAAAACUGAGCUCAACAAAAGCGAUAAAACUGACACUCAAACGGAAACGGAUAACACGGAUUGUUCCUCAUCUGGAUUCUACGACACAUUCUCAACAUCUAGCGUACCCGGACAGAAUCCGCUGUUCUGUUAUUCUUAUUCCGAUACUUUUCCGUACGAUGCAACGGCAACAACCUUCUAUUCGCAGCCAUAUCCUGGUCAGCCUUGUGCUUAUGCUACUACUGGUUCAUAUUCGUGUCCAUUCUAUGGAUCGCUAGGACCAGUGGCGGCUGUUGCAACACAUACAGCUUUACCCGCAGUAAGAUACAGCGAAGGAGUGCCAAAUUUUAAUGCCCCUCAAAGCACUGUUCCAAACGGAAGCGAUUUGCCACUGAACGAUAUGAUAACCUUGAGGUAUUUCUACAACCUUGGUAUUGAGUACUUCCGUCAAAAUCAAUUCCGCAUGCUUCCUCCACCGAUUCCUCUGUCCCUCGAAACGGCACAUGCUCUUCCUGGCAUUGGAGAGUAUGUGAGCAAUGAAGAACAAGAUGAUAAAUGUCUGGAAAAUGACUUCGAAAGAAAAUUGAACGUUUCUUCGAGUAGCAAUGAAAAUAGAGGGAAUAAUCAACUACCAAGACAACGAGGAACAAACAUGGGAAUGACCAAGAAUGAAAACCAUCCAUCAUCUCAGCGCAAAUGUACUUAUACAUCAAAAAGUCUCAACAAGAAGGUAUCUGAGCAUAGGACUUCGUGCGGUAUAGGCACUACCAUUUCUGAAUACACUAGCCCCUCUUGCGUAUCUCCUGUGUUGAGUAACAAACAGUCAACACAAUCAGCUGCUGUGGAUAAUAGUAACGGUCAUGAACCUGCGCAGUUGCAGACAUUUUCUUAUGGUCCGGCGCAUCCUGCUAUCAACCCGUAUCCAAUUGGAGUACAGCUUUAUGCAAACAUGGAUCCUAUGAUGACACCACAGGGAGCAUGCUACGUACCGACCUACGUAGUGCAUCCUUAUGGAACCGUGAUGACACCAUCACCAACAGGAGGAAUCGUUGCACCCCCUCCGCCAGAAAUGGUGAUGCAUGAACAUUUACCGAGCAGCCCUGUAGACGUUAUAUCGGAAGCUCAUGGUCUACAAUAUGGUACCCAUUUUCCACCUAUAAUAUAUGGCCCACCACAACAUCCACAGACGAACCGGGCAGCCGACGAUCCACACAACAAUAUAACGCCGCCACGGCGUCAAUCGCGGGUCUUUUAACUUGCCGUCGCAAGAACUCAUACUCCCGAUCUGAAAAGAAAUAAGAGAAAAGAGAAAAGCCAAAACGGGCGUCGUCCACUCUGGCUUCAUUAGUUCGGCCGCGUGACUGAGACCUUGUUGGGGUUCAGUCAGCGCUGCCGGGCGACAAACAAAAAUUAAAAGAAAAACAUUUCUCCGGCAUUGGAGCGAGAACGUUAUAUCACCAGGUCAACCAGCAACAAGCAGUAAGCAUUCUCUCUGCUUGCAUCGCUUGUUUCUUGGUUAACCGGCGUUGGUCUAUAAACAUGACCGUGAAAUCCACAUGUGAUGUAAUCCACUAAUUGCGUUGAGCACCAUGAGGAAAUAAAGGGUCUUUCUUAGAUCAAUGGUGA
Molecule: messenger RNA, 3250 nt
Organism: Aedes albopictus (Asian tiger mosquito)
Lineage: Eukaryota; Metazoa; Arthropoda; Insecta; Diptera; Culicidae
Product: protein ovarian tumor locus
Exons: 13
Coding region: 162-2879 (905 amino acids)
Biological process (GO): protein deubiquitination
Molecular function (GO): cysteine-type deubiquitinase activity
Source: RefSeq, a predicted model, not a curated record